CUUGUGCUGGUGAUUGGGGACUUUCACAUUCCGGAUCGCAGUGUUUGCAUUCACCCGGCUUUUAAGGCUCUCCUUUCACCGGGUAAAAUUCAUCAUGUAUGGUGCACUGGAAAUUUGACAAGCCGUGCAAUUUACGAUCAACUGAAAUUUAUAUGUGCCGACGUUCAUGUCGUCAAAGGGGACUUCGAUCAACUUCCUUUUCCGGAGACGAAAGUACUUACCGUUGGAAAUUUGAAGAUUGGUCUCACCCAUGGGCACCAAAUUGUGCCCUGGGGAAAUCGUGCUAGUCUGUCGAUGCUCAGAAGGCAACUUAAUGUCGACAUCCUCAUUUCUGGGCACACACACGCUGCGGAAGCAUACCAAUACGAUGGUGGUACCUUUCUGAACCCUGGGUCUGCCACUGGUGCUUUUACUCCUCUCCAAAAGGAUCCGCAGGCUACGUUUAUGCUGCUGGACAUACAAGAAAGCACCAUAAACCUCUACACUUACCGAUUGGUCGGCGAUGAGCACAAAGUUGAGCGAACUGAAUUUCCUCGAGUGCAGUAG
Molecule: messenger RNA, 546 nt
Organism: Hydatigera taeniaeformis
Lineage: Eukaryota; Metazoa; Platyhelminthes; Cestoda; Cyclophyllidea; Taeniidae
Source: the annotation of a GenBank genome assembly